GUUUUAUUGUUUAUGAAAAAGAAAGCUGAAAUAUGAAAAAGAUUAGGGUUAGAUACCAAAACAUGGCAUUCAUGGCUUGCUGAGCCAUGACUUAAAGCCAAUUCCUUCCUUAAUGAACACCUGAGUGCUCCUUGAUGCUGAUGUGAUAUGAUGUGCUAAAUCACGCAGCCAUGGCAAGGCAGGAGCCCAGCCAUAGAUUUGGAAAGAAUCCAGCUACAAGAUAGAUUCCUCAUGUCUCAUAGCAAUUUUUAGGGGACUCUUGAAUAUCAUCUUUUUUCUAGCGUGCAGAGUCUCAGACUUCCAAAAUCUCUUGUGCUCAGUCUUUCUGUGCAGUCAGUCAGAUGCUGGUCACUUAUCUUUGCUUAUCAACUCUUCUUAUGGGAAACAUGGAACUUGAGUUUUGAGCUUUUGGUGGGGUUGAUUUAUCUUUGAGCUUUAAUGUUCAUGUUAUUCUGCUUUUUUGUCCCCACAGCAGUACGAUUUGAGGUAGCUAAAAUGAUGAUCAAAAGGCUCAGGCCUUAGUGUUUGUAUGUUAAUGGCUGAAGCAUGAGGUUAUGGUGGUGGUUCUCUACAGGCUGCUCCCCAUAGCAGAAAGCCUUAAGACUGCUUUUAAAAGGGCUAAGCUGUUUCCUUUGGUGAGGGAAACUGCUUCUUCUCACCUGCAUGGAAAUAAUUAAGACUGAAGACAGUUGUGAUCAUCUGGUCAAACCACAUGGCAGUUUUUGCAGUUACUGUGCUUGGCCUAAUUUUGGAGGAACACGCUCAGGCUUGGAUAAAGAAGAACAGGUGUACAGGAAUGGAAUUAUUUCUACAGCUUUGACUGAGGUUAAUGGGAAAUAAGAAAAUUAAAUGAGGCAGAAACCUUAAUGCAGGCUGAAAUCAAAUCACUGUUUCUAUAGGCAUGAUCGAAGAUUUGACAUAAUUUUCUGCUUUGUUAAGAGCUUAGUAACUGGAUGAGGUGACUGCAAAUAUAAGCUGGGAGUUUGCAGUCCAGAAAUCUCACAUCUGUGCCCUGGGUUGUGGUAUUUCAUUUUUUUAGGUAAAUGAUCCCUCCCCACCCUUUUACCCCGCAAAGAAAACCCCAAGCUGUUGUAUGAUCGUGAUGGUAACAGCAUUCUCCAAGCAGGGGAGUGCACAGCCAAGUUGUGAAGGACACAGGAUCCCUCUUCUCUGGUGAGGACAACCAGGAUCCCUCUUCUGGAGUGGCUUAACCUGCUCAUCUCAACCCUGGAGCUCUGCAGCGGUGGGUGCAAAGCUUUACAAUGCCAGCUGUGUUUUGGGGAAUGUGGGGUGAAGGGGGAGGCUGUGCCUGGCACGGAGGGAGCUUCCACAGGCACCUUCCAGCUCUGCUCCCCCGGUUUGCUUUGAUUCCUCUUGGCUACUGGCUAGAUGGCAUAACACAUCCUCUCACCAUUCCCUGGUGUGUGUUCCUGUGAGCACUGGUCAGGCCUGGGGAGGUGUUUUGGCUUAAGUGUGUGAAAAUGACUUAAAUCUGGCCUGGCGAAACCUUGAGACGCCACUUCGACCACAAGGUGGUGGCAGAGGAUCCGGGACGAGAGAGGGAGGAAGGACAAUGCUGGGAGCGUGGGAAAGUGAGAUUCCCGACCAUCCUUGGCCCCAGCACAUAACUUAGCAUGCAUACGUGCGGAUUGGCACAUACGGGUUGGUUGCCAGCUCUUCCCGUUUAAAUUAAUCACUGGUGACACGAUCUGGGUCCUUGUUUGGAGAAGUGCUCGGGUACAUGCGGGAGUUACAACAGGAGCUUCCCCAUGGAAGGGCAGCAGAGCUGCCUCUGCACCAGCACAUCAGCAGGACUGUGGCUCUUCUGAACUGAUUAAAACUCGUGAGUCAGCUUACCCUCCCCAAACUAGGAAACUUAAGGAAAUCACUUAGAAAUACCUUUCAGGUUGCAAAGGACUGUCUUUCCUGACCCUUCUCUCCAAUCUGGCUUUCUAAACCCAGGGUGACGGCUGAGGUGGUCUUUGAGAUCAAAUUAUCCACAGAAGCUGAGAUCAGCCCUCAUUUGAUUAUCUUUAGAGUACUGAACUGAUAAGGAGUAAAAGCCCAGAUGGAUGACAGCAGGUUAUUUAUGGCUUAAAACACUGAAAGAUGGUGGUGGUGGGUGGACCUCAGUGCCCAGACUUGCAGGCAUUUAGCCACCUUCUUAAUGCUAUUAAAUCUGUUCAGUUGAAGCAGGACUGAGCAAUCUAUCUGAAAACUUCAAGCAAGACUAGAGUUUAAAAACAGAAUCCCCCAAGGAACCAGCAUUUUCUGGGGACUGAAAUACUGAGUUUCAGAUACCAGCAGUACAGAGGAGAAAAAGCACUGGCAGACUGGGCACUGCUCAGGAUGAUUUUCAUCUUUGUACCCGGAGCACGCAGCCUCUGCUAGCCAGCAUUUGAUCCUGCGUGCCCAGCCUCAGCAAAAUAAAGCACCAAAACUCUGCUGGGCUCUCUAGUGGAAUGGUGUUUCAUCUCUCUUUUGGAAAAUCCUGCCCUCAAGAGACCGCUGCCAUUUUAGAGUCUUUAAGCAGACAACGCCCUCAGAAAAUGGAAGGAAGCUCUGGUGGGAUUCACCUGGCAGUAUGCCUCAAUAUUGUCCAGGUUUUAUGCUACAAAUCCAUCUUUUGACACAGGUGGAUGAAAGUAUAACAACAAAUCAGCUUUCACUCAUGUAAGCCUACAGGUAUCUCUCUGCCAAGAAGAAUCUUGCUUUAUGACAUGUGAAUUGAAGUUUGUGUCCUCCCUAAGCACUACUCUAUGCUAAGGUUUAUCAAAUUUCAGCAGUUCUCCAUAGCCCAGUGAAAUCAUCACAGAUCCAUUUUAUUCAACUGAGUCUUGCUGCUCUGUGUUCUUUGAGCUAUAGGCCAGCCUUCUCCUGAGCUGAGCAAUAGGAUGGAGAGUUCAAAAUUGCAGCUGCCAGAAUAAAUGAUCAGAAACAUGUACAUUUGUGUUAUGGUUUCUGUGAGAAAUGUGGGAAAGAAGCUACUUGUGGGAGUACUUGUUGCAAAGGGAAGGGGGGACACCAGGUGGUCAAAGAAGCCCAGGCUCCUGAGUCCCUCGCCAGCUUCCUUUGUGGUUCUCAUCGUCUCCUCAUUGCACCUGCAUUUGAAAACCAGUCUCAGAUUCACAUGUGAGAUUGUUAUCCAGAAGGUAUUAGUGAUGGCUUCUUUUUCUAUCAGAGAUGAAAUUCAAGUUGGAUGAAUGUACUACUACACAUCUAAUUCAGUUACUGGAAUUGCUUCUGUUUUUUGAGCAGAGAUAACAUUCCUUGGCUGUGCCUUGAUGCCAAGGUCCCUCUCCAUGGGAGGCAGGAGCUUCCAAGGGCCAUGAAGAUUAUAAGCCAUGGUUAAAAAGCUUUUGCUGUACCUGAAAAAAUGAAUGUCUUCAAAUGAGGAAUGAGAUUGGGUAUGGAUCUCGUCUGGGUUGUUCUUUCCAUAGGAAGGACUCUGGAUAAGGAUCUGCACUUGGAGCUUACAAAGUAAUGAAAAGAACUGAAGUUCACUGCCAAACAGAUCUAUAGCCAGCGGAUCACAGGGAUCAGGUCAACAGGUGCACCUAAAAGUGCAAGAGAGAAGCUCUCAAAGAGCAGGCCUGAAAUCAGAUGCCUGCUCUUUCCAUCAUGUCCCAGUGCCUCUGAAAUACUCAGCUUUACAACCAUGAUGCCAACAAGUUUCUGUGAGGGUUUGAACAUGAGUACCCAGGCACAUACUUUGACCAAGGCAGAGAUCCCUAGCCAUGUUCUUUACACCGUAGGAACGUGUGUGCUCAUUAUUGGCUCCAUUGGCAUCAUCGGAAACCUCCUAGUCCUCUAUGCAUUUUACAGCAACAAGAAGCUGAGGACUUCCCAAAACUACUUUAUAAUGAAUUUAGCUGUGAGUGACUUCCUGAUGUCGGCUUCUCAGGCACCCAUAUGCUUUGUCAACAGCUUGCACAGAGAAUGGAUACUUGGAGACAUAGGCUGUAACUUGUAUGCUUUCUGUGGGGCUCUCUUUGGGAUAACCUCGAUGAUGACUCUGUUGGCCAUCUCUGUUGACCGCUACCUGGUGAUCACAAAGCCCCUGCAGUCCAUCCAGUGGACUUCCAAGAGACGCACCAUGCAGAUCAUCGCCGCCGUGUGGCUCUACUCACUGGGAUGGAGCGUGGCUCCGCUCCUCGGCUGGAGUUCCUAUGUGCCUGAGGGCUUGAUGAUAUCCUGCACAUGGGACUAUGUAACCUACUCCCCUGCAAACAGAAGCUACACCAUGAUUUUGUGCUGCUGCGUGUUUUUUAUCCCCCUGGUAAUAAUAUUCUACUGCUAUUUAUCGAUGUUCCUGGCCAUAAGGCGUACUGGCAGAGAUGUUCAAAAGCUGGGGUCCUGCAGCCGGAAAUCCUACCUCUCUCAGUCCAUUAAGAAUGAGUGGAAGCUGGCAAAAAUUGCUUUUGUGGUCAUCAUUGUGUUUGUCUUGUCCUGGUCUCCAUAUGCUUGUGUCACCUUGAUUGCCUGGGCAGGUCGAGGUAACAUCCUAACACCAUAUGCCAAAUCUGUGCCAGCAGUUAUUGCCAAAUCUUCUGCAAUCUACAACCCCAUCAUAUAUGCAAUAAUUCACCCAAGAUACAGAAAAACCAUCCACAAAGCUGUUCCCUGCUUGAGGUUCCUGAUACGAAUAUCGAAGAAUGACCUCCUGAGGGGAUCCAUAAAUGAGUCAUCGUUCAGGACCUCUCUCUGCAGCCACCACUCUCUUGCUGGCAGGACCAAGAGCACUUGUGUUUCCUCUGUUUCUACUGGAGAAGCUAUCUGGAGCAAUGUAGAGCUCGACCCUGUGGAGCCAGCUCAAGAGAAACUGAAGCCUCGCCGAAGUCAUUCUUUCUCCACGAGUCUGAGACAAGAGAAGAGAGACCUGCUCCCAAAGACCUGCAGCUGUGAUGCAGUCACUGCCCAAAAGGUUUCACUCUCCUCGAGCUGUUUGGAGAAGGUUCUUGGGCAGCCUGUCCUACCCGGUCCCUCUGCAGCACUCAAGACCAGCUCCCUGAGAGCAACUUCUCUGCCUGUCAGAUUGAAUAGCAGCAGUGUCACCAGUGGAGACUCAAGUACCUCCCAUAUGGCACCUCAAGGAAGUCAAGUGAAUGGAGUUGUGGAUUCUCUCAUUAGCAAUGCAGUCCCUCGCAUCAUCAUCAUUCCUACCUCAGAGACCAAUCUGUUUCGGGAAGAACUGGAAGAGGAAGAGACUGAAUUAUUCCAAUUUCAUGACAAAAAGGGAAAUCUGCUGGAUUUGGAAGGGCUUAGCUCAUCCAUGGAGUUCCUUGAAGCUGUUGAGAAAUUUCUAUCAUAACUUUGUCAAAAGAAAACUUUCUGGUAAUUAUUUUCUUGGCAUCUUCUCCACUUAAUUAUACCAAAUAACUGAAGCCUUGUAGGUUAGGUCAUCAGACUUUUUUGUAUGUUUAUAUAGUAAUCACUAGGCAGCCUUCAGAUUUAUCUUUGUCCAAACCAGCUCAGGCAUGGAAACAGGCUUUCUUUCAGAUUGUGCUGCAGGAAAUGAGCAGUGGAAGAUCUGGCAGCACGAUCGAGUGGCAUUGGUCAAGGAGGCCGCCUGAUCUGUUGCCACUGAUGGGGGUGCCAGCAGAAGGGAAAAUGACUGACUGAGAGCAGGGUCAGCUGCUGAAUGCUUCUGCUAUCUGCACAUGGAACAGCAUUCCUGUUUUGGAAGCUCUGCUCUGGACAGCGAUGGGAAGCACCGCAAGACCGCAGCUUCCAUCAGCCCCAGCAGUAAGGCAGAUGGCUACAUGACCUCAACUAGAGUUUAAUCAAAUAAUUCUCAGCAUUGUUUUUGCUGUGUUUUAUUUUUAAAUAGGCAGUGUGCUGAACAUAAGGAAAGAAACUGGUGGUUUUUCACUGGGAAGUGACUGGUUCCCAGCUUCCAAUCCUCUGAAGUUUAGUGAUAGAAAUCUGGAUUUUACCUCAGCAUUAGCAUGGUCACCUAAAUGUCAAAAUGUAAGGUGCUAAAUGCUAAAACAUACAGUACUGUAGAAGCGUUCAGAGUACCUUCAAAUUUACAGUCUUGAUUAAAUAUUAAUGAGUCUGAUUGAAAGGGUGAAUGCUCACAGCUGGCUUGACAAGUCAUUGAUAAAAAUAAAGCCUUGGCUGCUGUAUAUCACUUGUCUGUUCAGAGGAGGUUCUUCUCAUCUCCUGUAAAACAAACCAGCAGAUGUCUUUUACAGGUCACUUACCAGAGGCCUUCAAAGUGGGUAAAACAUCAUCUUGGGGUGACAACCACACAGUACUGUGGUGUUUGCUGCAGGAUCUGCACUUAGAUCAUUAUGUGUGGUUACUAAUUGUGCUCAUUUUAUCUGUGCUUCACAUUAUGGCUCAGGCUCACAGGACUCUCCUAGCAUUUUAUUCCUAACUGCACUCUUCCUUUUUUUACUCAUUUUCCCAUUUCUCCACAUAUUCCCUUUCAGUCUCUGACUUUCAAAGAUAGAAAACAACCUGAACUACAUUGUUCUUCACAUAAUAUCAAUAUAUAUUAGUAGAAAUCAGGUGCUCCUCUGGAUAUAAUUGUGGAAAUAUUUGGUCCAGGGAGACUAAUAGCAUUCAGACAUUCAACAAGAGAGUGAAAGUUUAUGUUCAUAGUCUCAGUUUAUUUCCCUGGCUGUAUCCUAGAUUGUGCAGAGAACAGUGAGAGAAUUUCCAGGUUUUGUGUAUUGCACUGCCUGAUCUCGGGAAAUAAUUUCUCUCUGCCCAUUUUCCUGAUGGUAAGCAUAGAAGUGCUUUUAAUUACUUUUUUUUCAUUACAAAAAAAGGCAACACAAAUCUUGUUUUCAACAAGCUAGACAGGAACACCAUUAGAGAACAAAUUAAAACUCAGAGCAACACAAGAGAGUGAAGAAUGCCUCCAGACUUGCACACCUGAGGCUCUGCAAGGUGCUAGACCUUUGCAAGGACUGAGACACUUGCUUUUGACAUAGACUGUGCAAUUUUUAGGAAAAGAGAAAAAAAGGGCACUGGUGGGUUACAGAGACGAUUGCUGUGACAGGCUGCCUAAUGCAGUGCUGACACUCUUAAUGCUGCCAUUCUUUGGGGUGCUCUGCUGGCUAGAGACCCUCAUACCUCCUUACUGUGGAAAGCAGGGAGGAAAUCGGGGGUGCAGCCCCAUCGUGCAAACGACUGCCUGUGUGUAGCCCUGGUGUGUGGUGCCGGGGACCAAGGCUCAGCUGGGGCAGCACCAGGCUGUGGUUCCUGCAGCCAGGCUGCCAAAGCCUCUGUGCCCACUGCGUGCCGAGUUUUCUGACAGGCACAGGAAUCAUGCCAAGGUCAUCUACAAUGAGCUCAGCAAUUCCAAGGGCAAUUCCUCCAUUUGAGGACUGGCACAGUGAGCAGAGAGUGCAGGACAGCUGCCGGGGAUUGGGACAGGGACGUGCUCACUUGCAGCUCCACAGCGUCAGGUUUUCAUCCACUGCAUAGUUUUGGCCACAAUGAGUAAUCAAAUGUUAAUUAUGUGUUAUGUUCAUGGGAAAUGGGGCAGGCUUAGUCCUAGGCUAAACAUACUGUCCUGCCAUCUUGGAUUCUUGUAAUUUUUUUGCUGAACUUGCCUCUCUGAUUUUUUUUUCCUACACCAACUGUGCAGUCAGUGACCUUACUUCUUCUUGCAUUUGAUAUCCUCAGCUACUGUAUCUCUUUUCUUCUUGAGCCAGAUGUUAGGAAGCAAGUGUUCUUUCAAGGCUUCCAGGCCUUAGACCUGACUUGUACUGUUGUAAUUACUGCAAAUAACAAUAGGAAAUGCAUUUGGUGUUCCAUGUUACAAAAACAUGUCCUGGAGUAGCUUUUGCACUCAGAUUAUGACAGACUUAUACUGGGAAGACCGUAGGCAGGGUAUUGCCAUAGGUUUUGGCAGGAUGAAGAAUGGAAGACCUGAAGUCAUAGCCAACAAAUUCCUCCAUAUCUGAAGUUUUGCAUUCUACCUGUUGGCCUACAAGAAGGCUCUCCAGUGAUCUCUUGUAUGUGUUUGGUUCUAUUACUGUGCUGGUGCUGUGAGUGUGUCUCAGAAAAUUAGCAGGCUUGAGGUAUGUGCAAACAACAUCUCACUUUUAUGCUGUCAGAGUCAUAGACUGUUGGUACCAUUGCUUCAGAAGCUGCUAGCAAGAUCACUGCUUGUCUAAACAGAUGCAGGCUAAAAUACUAAAUGUAUUUUAGUACAUAUGGUAUAAUGAUAGAUAAAACCUAAAGUUGUAUGAAAUAUCAGAUGGAUUUACUGCAGUCACUGUGAGACUUGUGCAGAAACAUCAGUCACAGAGUAAAUUAGUCUUGAAUUGUACAACGCAGGAGAAUUUUGCAAGCUUCUCUGUUGCCACAUUAGAAUAGAUGGCACGUAAAAAUGUACACCUAUUAAUGUUUCUUCCUGUUUCACAAAGGAAUGUAUUGCUUCACUUAAAUGGAAUAAAAAUUUC
This is a messenger RNA of Onychostruthus taczanowskii (white-rumped snowfinch), 8423 nucleotides long. RefSeq names its product melanopsin-like. The transcript is spliced from 22 exons. Gene Ontology annotation, biological process: G protein-coupled receptor signaling pathway; visual perception. The record is from RefSeq and is a predicted model, not a curated record. Gene Ontology annotation, molecular function: G protein-coupled receptor activity. Bases 3659 to 5311 code for a protein of 550 amino acids. Gene Ontology annotation, cellular component: membrane. NCBI's taxonomy places the organism in Eukaryota, Metazoa, Chordata, Aves, Passeriformes, Passeridae.